UGGACUGUGCCGGCCGGCCGGGCACUGCCAUGCAUCCCAUAGAGGUAGGUCUGGUUCCCGCUCCAGCGAGGGAGCCGAGACUGACCCGCUGGCUGCGGAGAGGCAGUGGGAUCUUGGCGCACCUGAUAGCUUUGGGCUUCACCAUCUUUCUGACUGUGCUGUCCCGGCCCGGAACCAGUCUUUUCUCCUGGCACCCUGUGUUCAUGGCCUUGGCGUUCUGUCUCUGCAUGGCUGAAGCUAUUCUACUCUUCUCACCUGAGCACUCCCUGUUUUUCUUCUGCUCUCGAAAGACCCGGAUUCGACUCCACUGGGCAGGGCAGACCAUGGCCAUCCUCUGUGCUGUCCUAGGCUUGGGCUUCAUCAUUUCCAGCAAGAUUCGAAGUGAGCUGUCCCAUUUGGUGUCCUGGCACAGCUGGAUAGGAGCCCUGACACUGUUGGCCACUGGGGGACAGGCACUGUGUGGGCUGGGCCUCCUCUGUCCACGAGCAGCCCGGGUCUCAAGGGUGGCUCGCCUCAAGCUCUACCAUCUGACGUGUGGCCUGGUUGUCUACCUGAUGGCUACAGUAACCGUGCUUUUGGGCAUGUACUCAGUUUGGUUCCAGGCCCAGAUCAAAGGUGCAGCCUGGUACCUGUGUCUGGUACUACCAUUGUACCCAGCCCUGGUGAUCAUGCACCAGAUCUCCAGCUCCUACUUGCCAAGGAAGAAAGUGGAUAUAUGAAUGCCUCCAAACUCUGAAUCUAGGUGGGAUUCUUACCUUGGAGUUUAACAGUUCCUUGGUGAUCGUCACAGGACCCACUGCAGAAGUAGAUGAAUUUUUGCACUUGAUGGCUAAGCCACAGCGUGCAGAAACCCUAGCUGCUACUGUUGAGGCAUGAUCCAGUAGGCUCAAAUUGGGAAAUGUCCUACUGUGUGCAAGUGGAAGGUUAUGGAGAACCUGAAGCCUCACUCUUGACGGGAGACAGAAGUAUUAGGUGGUGGUGGUGGUGGUAAUGGUGGUGAUUUCUUGCUUGUGUGCCUGUUGAAGAGUUCUUGUAGGUUAUGAAUGCCAGCCAAAAUACUGGGGUCCCUGUUGAGAAAGCAGUGCUAUGGAGAGCCCGUGAUCUCUUAGGCAGUGCUGUACAAUCAACCUUAGACAAGUUCCAUAUCUCAGGACUUCCAUUUCCGCACCUGAAAGUCCCUUAUCGUUAACACUGGUGUCUUGACAGAUUGAUGUCGCUGAUAGCUCUGGACCAUGUGGGCAGCUCAGGAUGCAAUUCUUUCAGCCAUUCUCCCUUUACUCCCCUGG
Messenger RNA from Arvicanthis niloticus (Nile rat), 1286 nucleotides. The record is from RefSeq and is a predicted model, not a curated record. Lineage: Eukaryota; Metazoa; Chordata; Mammalia; Rodentia; Muridae.